Messenger RNA from Raphanus sativus (radish), 2535 nucleotides. Its product is annotated as ubiquitin carboxyl-terminal hydrolase 20. NCBI's taxonomy places the organism in Eukaryota, Viridiplantae, Streptophyta, Magnoliopsida, Brassicales, Brassicaceae. Gene Ontology annotation, biological process: protein deubiquitination. The record is from RefSeq and is a predicted model, not a curated record. Gene Ontology annotation, cellular component: nucleus; cytosol. The transcript has 8 exons. Gene Ontology annotation, molecular function: cysteine-type deubiquitinase activity; cysteine-type endopeptidase activity. Bases 305 to 2353 code for a protein of 682 amino acids.
CCACCGACCUUGAAACAAAAACAAAAACAAACCGUAAAUAAGAAGCAUCUGUAGUAUCAGAGAGAGAUGAAACGAUCGUAGAUUUCAAAAACCCUAAAACAACAAACAACAAACAAAAAAUGGCUUCUCAAUUUUCCCUCCCAAUUCAAAUCCUCCCGUAGACUCCCUUCUUCUUCCAUCUUUCUCCGAAACCCCAUUUUUCUCUAACGACUUCUCGCCUCCCCCUAUUGACAGUCAAUGUUUCGCUGAGAACAAAACCCUAAUUUUGAAUCAAAACUUUUGGGGGUUUUCCACCUAAAACACGAUGCGUACGAUGCUGACCGCUGAUUCGGACUUGCCUCCAUCGAUUUCACCGCCGUUGAUACCCAGCCCAAUCGAAACCCUAGACGAGUCGAUCGCAGUUCAAUCACUCGCUCUUUCCUCGCCCUGUCGAGUUCCCGACGUUUGUGGUGAUCAGGCUGCGGAGGAGGAGGAGGAGGAGGAGGUCUCGAUUCCGUCUCGGUUCGUCGAAACCCUAACCGCGCCUUCUCUGCUGGAUCACGUCGGGCGCAGCGACGACGGUCAACAAGCUCCUGCUCCUGACGAGUUCGACGAACCGUUCGCGGACAUUUGUCUGUCGGAUAAUUACAAACGGUGGACUCCGAAUGUGUAUGAUUCUGAUGAUGAGUCUAGUACAAGUUACUGGUUGAAGAGUUACAACCAACAGCCUUUGAUCGUCCAAGACGAGCAGCCCUCUGGUGUUGGUGUUGGGCUUUGGAAUCUAGGCAACAGUUGUUUUGUUAACUCCGUCUUGCAAUGUUUGACUCAUACUGUCCCUCUUAUCAACAGCCUCUGUGCUUACAAAUCUCCAGCUCCUUGUAACUGUGGGAAUGAGUGGUUUUGUGUUAGAAGUGCUCUUAAAGGUCACAUAGAGGAUGCACUCACCACUUCUUCAACAUCUUCAAUUGCUCCCUAUUACUUCCUUAACAAUCUUAACUAUUUUUCGGCUGACUUCAGGCGUUACCAGCAAGAAGACGCUCAUGAGUUUCUACAAGCGUUUUUGGAUAAGCUCGAGAGAUGUUGUUUUGACCCAAGUAUUGACCAUGACCCCGACUCUGUCUCUUCUCAAGAUGUUAACUUGGUUCAGCGUAUCUUUGGUGGUCGUCUCGUCAGUGAGCUUCGUUGCUGCAACUGCAACUCUGUUUCUGAGACAUUUGAAAAUUCUCUUGGGUUGAGUUUGGAAAUUGAAGAUGUUGAUAACCUCCAGAGUGCGCUGGAUUCGUUUACCCGUGUGGAAAAACUUGACGAGCCAAUGACGUGUGAUGACUGUAAAGAAAAAGUUUCAAAGGAGAAACAGCUCUCGCUCUAUAAGCUGCCACAGGUUGUCACGUUUCAUCUGAAGAGAUUCAAGAAUAAUGGGUAUUUUAUGGAGAAGAUCUUCAAUCAUGUCGAGUUUCCAUUGGAGAUAGACUUGCAGCCUUAUAUGAUCAGAAGCCAGAACAACGAAGUUAGUACAAAAUAUCGUCUGUAUGCUUUUGUGGAGCAUUUCGGGUCAUUAGCUUACGGUCAUUACUCUUCCUAUGUGAGGUCAGCCCCAAAGAUAUGGCAUAAAUUUGAUGAUAAGCAGGUCACUAGAAUCGAUGAAGAUAGAGUGUUAUCACAAGACGCAUAUAUUCUUUUCUAUGCAAGAGAAGGGAUUCCCUUGUUUUCGAGCACUUUACAACAAGAGGUUCAUCCACUGGUCGAAGCUAGCUUGCAAAAUCCUUCGCCGAACUCUGUCCUUGAUCCUACCAGCGGGGAGUGUUCGUCUGAAAUCAGUUACGAGAAUACCUGUAAAUCCAGCAAACUCUGUGAAGACUCAGCGGGAGUAACUGACCUACUGCAACAACAUGUCAAGCCGGAAGAAAGAUAUGUUUCCCUCUCCAACGAGUUUGACGAAGAUGUGUUGUUUGAAUUAGCAGAGUCCAGUGGGGAAGAUGGUGAUAACUCUAACGAUUCAUGCACUGAGAAAGAAGUAGAUUCUCGUUUAGACAUCGAAAGCGCUACUACCACUGGUGAUGACUCUGUUCCUUAUCUCAUGGUUCAGGAUCAAGACUCGUCUCAAAAACAACAGGAGGAAGUUUUCCAAUUUCAAGUCAAGAAACUGGAAGCCACAAAGAAUCAAGAAGAAGAAGAAGAAGAAGAACCAUGCAAGCAGCCAUUACUAAUAAGCCACGUUGCAGAGUCCAAGGAAGACGAAAUUGUUCAUAGAAGAGGCCUCAUGAAGAAACCUUUACCUCGUGGAAGAGUUUUGGACCAAGCCAUAUCAACAUCCGGUUCUCCACCCAAAAAACUAAAAAAGCAUGAAAAUGUCGAGCAUCUGGAACACGAAUAGGUAUCUUGUGCUCGUGGACUUUCUUGAUCGUUGACAACUUUAAUUAGACUAAAUCAGGUUUUAAUUGUUUUGAGUUUUGUGCAUAGUAAGCUAGUUUUGUUAUAAACGGUUGGAAGAAAACGAAAACCAUUGACGGAAUCUAAAGCUUUUUUUUUAAAAUCAAUAAACCAAAGUCAAGUCAA